Messenger RNA from Bactrocera tryoni, 426 nucleotides. Its product is annotated as keratin-associated protein 19-2. Bases 1 to 426 code for a protein of 141 amino acids. The record is from RefSeq and is a predicted model, not a curated record. The transcript is spliced from 2 exons. NCBI's taxonomy places the organism in Eukaryota, Metazoa, Arthropoda, Insecta, Diptera, Tephritidae.
AUGUAUAACGCACGCUUCGCUUCCUCGCUCAACUCGCGCAUCCUACUGCUGCUCAUCCUCGCUUUAUCGCACACUUGUCAUACGAACGCACAAUACGGUUUCUAUCCGGGCGGUUAUGGCGGUUACGGUGGCGGUUAUGGCGGUGGUUACAGUGGUCUUGGGUAUGGAAGUGGCUAUGGCUUUGGCGGCGGCAACGCUUAUGGUGGCUACCCCGGCUACGGCGGCAAUCAGCAAUAUCCCGCCUACUAUGGUGGCGGUUAUGGCAAUACGUAUCCGUGUUACAGUAGCUACUAUUGUCUCGGUGGCUAUCCUAGUUUUGGAGGUUAUCCAUCUUACGGCAAUGGCAUGAAUACCGCAUUCGCCAGCAGUAGUGGUGGUGGCAUGGCCAGCGCAUCGGCUAGCAGUGGUAUCGGCUACUUUGGUUAA